This is a messenger RNA of Penicillium bovifimosum, 660 nucleotides long. Its product is annotated as p24 family protein. Lineage: Eukaryota; Fungi; Ascomycota; Eurotiomycetes; Eurotiales; Aspergillaceae. The record is from RefSeq and is a predicted model, not a curated record. The transcript is spliced from 4 exons. Gene Ontology annotation, biological process: Golgi organization; intracellular protein transport; endoplasmic reticulum to Golgi vesicle-mediated transport. Gene Ontology annotation, cellular component: COPII-coated ER to Golgi transport vesicle; endoplasmic reticulum; endoplasmic reticulum-Golgi intermediate compartment. The coding region runs from base 1 to 660 and encodes 219 amino acids.
AUGGGUUCCUCACCGAUCACGCUGAGGGCUAUCAUUGGCUUCCUCUUCGUCUUUGUCCAGCUCGCUUACUCCUUAAAAUUUGACCUUGUUGCCACCUCCGGCGGUGGUAAGAACGAGCGAUGCAUUCGCAACUUCGUCUCGAAAGACCAGCUUGUCGUUGUCACAGCCACUGUUGGUGGAACGAAGGGUGAUGGCCAGAAGGUCAACAUUCAUAUUAAGGAUGCCAUGGGCAACGAAUACGGACGCCCUAGAGAUGUUGUUGGCGAGACGCGCCAGCUGUUCACUUCGCCCGCGGACACGGCUUUUGACGUCUGCUUCGAGAACAUCCUUACUGGCUACAACAGCAUCUCAAACCCUAGCCGCCCGAUUGAACUCGACGUCGACAUUGGCGCCGACGCCCGCGACUGGAACAGCAUCCAGUCCCAGGAGAAACUCAAGCCCGUUGAGACGGACCUUCGCCGUAUCGAGGAGAUGGUUGCCGAUAUCGUCACCGAGAUGGAGUACCUGCGUGCGCGUGAGCAGCGUCUGCGUGAUACCAACGAGAGCACCAAUGAGCGUGUGAAAUGGUUCGCCUUCGGCACCAUGGGUAUGCUUGUUGGGCUCGGUGCUUGGCAGGUUGUCUACCUGAGGGCUUAUUUCAGAUCUAAGCACCUUAUCUAG